AUGCACUUUCCCAUUCUUGCAAUCUUCCCCCUGGCUGCGAGUGCAGUAAACAUCAUCUCAUCCAAUGAUGAUGGCUGGGCGGAAGUGAAUAUCCGCGCUCUAUUUGAGUCCCUAGGAGCGGCUGGGAAUUCAGUUGUUGUAUCUGCACCCGCUGAGAACGAGAGUGGCACGGGAUCAAAGCAAAAAACCCCGACUGUCUUGACUGGACCGUGCGAGUUCAAUAGUUGCCCUUCUGGCAGCCCGGCCGUGGGAUUCAAUUCCUCAGAGCCCCGACUUGGAUAUGUUAAUAGCUACCCAGUGACAUCUAUGAAAUACGGUAUCGAUUCGCGCGCCCCGCAAUUCUUCAACGGCCCUCCGGACUUGGCGGUCGCAGGCCCAAAUGUCGGUAAAAACAUUGGGCUCACAGUUUACGUUUCUGGCACAGUGGGCGCCGCCACCUAUGCUGCACACGCUGGAAUCCCCGCUAUCGCCUUUUCCGGCGCUACUGGCUCCCAGACUUCAUGGAAUACUACGCGGCCUCACUAUAGCAAUGUCUAUGCCGAUUUGGCGACUAACUUAACAAACCAGGUAGUUGCUGCUGGAAAACCGUACUUACCGGACGAUGUCUGGCUGAACGUCAACUUCGGAAAGGUUUCUGACUCCAGAUGCACAAAUCCGGCCGAUUUCUCUUUUGUACUCUCUCGUAUCCAUAUCGCACUUCCGUUUAUCACUCCAGAUGAUGUGACCACGUGCGGCCGUUCGAGACUACCAAGCGAACUUGAAGUAUCGUUAGCGUCUGGGUGCUAUGCAAGUGUCUCAGUCGGGAUGGCAGCCUCGAAAAGCGAUGCCAACGCUACAAUACAGGGGGUUGUUUUGAAGAACCUGGGCAAUUUGUUGACUUGUCUACCCUGA
Molecule: messenger RNA, 891 nt
Organism: Penicillium coprophilum
Lineage: Eukaryota; Fungi; Ascomycota; Eurotiomycetes; Eurotiales; Aspergillaceae
Product: Survival protein SurE-like phosphatase/nucleotidase
Exons: 3
Coding region: 1-891 (296 amino acids)
Molecular function (GO): nucleotidase activity
Source: RefSeq, a predicted model, not a curated record